Lolium perenne is the source of this 1856-nucleotide messenger RNA. RefSeq names its product T-complex protein 1 subunit delta. Gene Ontology annotation, molecular function: ATP hydrolysis activity; ATP binding; ATP-dependent protein folding chaperone. Gene Ontology annotation, biological process: protein folding. The record is from RefSeq and is a predicted model, not a curated record. Lineage: Eukaryota; Viridiplantae; Streptophyta; Magnoliopsida; Poales; Poaceae.
AUCAUCCCGCAGAAACCCAGCGCAUCGCCCCGAAAUACCCUAACUAGGACCUCCUUCCAUUCCUCCCGAUCCGCCGCCAUGGCAGCCGUCGCUACUGCGCCGUCCCGCAAGACGGAGACUUACACCGACACAAAGCGCCGCGACGACGUCCGCGGCGCCAACAUCGCCGCUGCACGAGCCGUCGCCGAUGCGGUGCGCACCUCCCUCGGACCCCGCGGCAUGGACAAGAUGAUCUCCUCCGGGGAUCAGGAGGUCAUCAUCACCAACGACGGCGCCACCAUCCUCUCUCGCAUGUCUCUUCUCCAGCCCGCCGCUCGCAUGCUCGCCGAGUUAUCCCGCUCACAGGACGCCGCCGCUGGCGACGGCACAACCACCGUUGUCGUCCUCGCCGGAUCCUUGCUCCGCCGAGCGCAGUCCCUCCUUGCCGCUGGCGCCCACCCCACAGCCGCCGCCGACUCCCUCCACCGCCUCGCUGCCCGCGCUGUCGAGGUCCUCCAAGGCAUGGCCAUCCCCAUCGAGCUCUCCGACCGAGACUCCCUUGUCAAAUCUGCAUCCACAGCACUCAACUCUAAGGUCGUUUCCCAAUACUCCAGCCUCCUUGCCCCGCUCGCUGUUGACGCCGCGCUCUCUGUAGUUGAUCCUGCCCACCCAGAACUCCUCGAUCUCCGUGACAUCCGCCUAAUAAAGAAGCUUGGUGGCACCGUCGAUGACACUGAGCUUAUCCGCGGCCUCAUCUUUGACAAGAAGGCUAGCCAUGCUGCGGGGGGUCCAUCUAGGAUAGAGAAUGCCAAGAUCGCUGUCAUACAGUUCCAGGUCUCUCCGCCGAAGACUGAUAUUGAGCAGAGCGUCAUCGUGUCAGACUAUGCCCAGAUGGACCGCAUCCUCCGGGAGGAGCGCAAUUACAUCCUAGGGAUGGUUAAGAAGAUAAAGGCCUCUGGCUGCAAUGUCCUCCUCAUUCAGAAGAGCAUUUUGCGUGAUGCAGUUACUGAUCUGUCGCUACAUUAUCUCGCAAAGGCCAAGAUUCUGGUGGUGAAGGAUGUGGAGAGAGACGAGAUUGAGUUUAUCACCAAGACUCUCAACUGCCUGCCAAUUGCCAACAUUGAGCAUUUCCGUGAGGAUAAACUUGGGCAUGCUGAUCUUGUUGAGGAAGUGUCUGUUGGAGAUGGCAAAAUUGUGAAGAUCACUGGUAUCAAGGACAUGGGGAGGACUGCCACUGUGCUUGUCCGUGGGUCCAACCAGUUGGUUAUUGAUGAAGCUGACCGCAGUCUCCAUGAUGCCCUAUGUGUCAUCAGAUGCUUGGUAAACAAGAGGUUUUUGAUUGCUGGUGGCGGUGCACCUGAAAUAGAAAUGUCAAUGCAACUGGCUGCUUGGGCAAAGGAACUCCAUGGGAUGGAGAGUUACUGCAUCAAAGAGUUUGCUGAUGCACUUGAGGUAAUCCCUUACACAUUGGCGGAGAAUGCAGGGCUCAAUCCAAUCUCUAUUGUUACGGAGCUAAGGAAUCGUCAUGCAAAGGGCGAAAAGAACACUGGCAUCAAUGUGAGGAAAGGGCAGAUCACAAACAUCCUGGAGGAGAAUGUUGUGCAGCCAUUGCUGGUGAGCACGAGUGCCAUCUCGCUGGCUUGUGAGUGUGUUAGAAUGAUCUUGAAGAUUGAUGAUAUAGUCACUGUAAGGUAAGGUCAUGUCCCUUUUGGGGUGUAUUGUUCUGAACUUCUUUGUGGGGCAUGACCACUUUGGCCUGUCUGUCUUGAUGUUAUCUUAGGUUUACGAAGUUUGAAUUUUAUUUGUGAACAUAUAGCUCUUAAUAUGUGUCAUGAGUGUGGUUUGAUGUCUGUUAAAGAUGUCGUUAUUUUGUGUCA